CCUCUUUCCUGUCUACUGGGGCUGAGUGCAUGGUGUGAGUGAGAGGGAGAGGAAGGCGCUGAGGUCUUGUGAGAAGAGCUUGGCCUGCUUCGCUGGGUUGUGCGUGGGAAUGUGUGUUUGAUAGUGUUGCUGUGGGUUAGGUAGCAUGAUCAUACUUUAUUUUUCUAAUUAGUAAGUUUCUUGCCAAAGAAGAUUCAACGAGGCGAGAUACGUUGCUUUUUUUCCCCCAAUCUCCGGUUGUAUAAUUGCUUUUUUUUUGCAGAUUUAGGCUCCAUCGGUUGCCCCUUAUUGUUUCAACCAGUGUUUCAGGCAUUAACGCGGUGUUUUAAAGAUGUCAGCCGGUUGCCAGAAGACCACAAGCCGGGCCAUCCCGGCCACUAGACGGGUGAUCAUUAACGACGCGGCGCACAUGCCGCACGAGUACUCCACAACUCCAGGAGGAACGUUAUUCAGCACGACUCCCGGAGGCACUAGGAUCAUCUACGACCGCAAGUUUCUGCUGGACUGCCGCAGCUCCCCCGUGGCCCGGACCCCCCCUAGGUGCCUUCCUGACAUUCCGGGGGUCACCAGCCCCCCCUCUGCCCACGCCAAAAACGACACAAACCUGCAAGGCCAUACACUGGAGGCACUGAACAACAACUGCAACCUCCCUGCAGAAAAGUCUGCUGGGGAAGACGCUCAGUUUGAGAUGGACAUCUGACUCCGUGUUCGGAUGUAAAGAGAGCGAGCGGAAGGUGACAGAGAAAUGACGGUGCAACAAUGAUGACGACGCUUACAGUGAAGGAGAGCAAACCCUAACCCCACCCUCCAGCACCAGAUUAAUAACCCAAAGCCACCAACCCCACAGCUGUUCCUGGGCCUACAUCUACUACUGAGAACAGCUUCCUUUCAAUGCUGCUGUCAGGACACAACACGCGCACACAGACCCCGCCCACUUCUGCCUCCCAGCCAAUCCCAGAUCAGCAUGACACCCCUUUGGGUUUCCUCCCCACACACACUCGGCAUUCACAUUUCUCCACGGUCCCUUGAGCAAACGUCCGCCGGCAUCUGGGUCAGGAUGGUGUGAUGGCUGCUUUCCAUAAACCCUGAGUACAGUAGAAAUCUGUCCAGUUUCCCCAGUGUUUUACAUUAAUCUCUUUGGUCCGGCAAUUUGCAUGUGGCCAGGUCUGUUCACUCAGCUCAUGCAUCAGCAAGAACGUUUACUCCCGUUUGGCCAGCUGGCCGACACCUUGCCCCCACGACUUCUCAGAAGUGUUAAUCGCAAAUCCAGUUUCCUAGCUGUUCUUGACAGUUGCCUAAACAGGUCGGGCUUGUAGCCGGUUGGUGUACCAGUCGCCCCACUUGUCAAAAAACCUAAGGUACAGGUUUUCCUACCUGCAGGAGCAAAAGAUUCUCCCAUGUGUGCAAUUUGACUUUAAGUUGAUUUAUAAAAAAAUCCAGAGAACCUCUCCUUCGCUUUCCUGUUUCUGAAUGUCACAGAUAAUUUUUGCUUUAUGAUUUGUUUGGAACAAAGUGUCAUAAGUUUGAAUGUGAUUUUUUUUUUUCCAUCUUCUCCGAACGAAGAUCUUGCCUGUUUUCAUUUGUUAUGGGCAAAUAAAGAAUGGGAAAUAAAGACAAAGCAAGGAACCA
Brienomyrus brachyistius is the source of this 1629-nucleotide messenger RNA. It is a transcript of the gene eif4ebp1, whose product is annotated as eukaryotic translation initiation factor 4E binding protein 1. Gene Ontology annotation, biological process: negative regulation of translational initiation. The transcript has 3 exons. The record is from RefSeq and is a predicted model, not a curated record. Gene Ontology annotation, molecular function: eukaryotic initiation factor 4E binding. Gene Ontology annotation, cellular component: cytoplasm. Bases 332 to 700 code for a protein of 122 amino acids. Lineage: Eukaryota; Metazoa; Chordata; Actinopteri; Osteoglossiformes; Mormyridae.